Molecule: messenger RNA, 8422 nt
Organism: Astyanax mexicanus (Mexican tetra)
Lineage: Eukaryota; Metazoa; Chordata; Actinopteri; Characiformes; Acestrorhamphidae
Gene: st6galnac3
Product: ST6 (alpha-N-acetyl-neuraminyl-2,3-beta-galactosyl-1,3)-N-acetylgalactosaminide alpha-2,6-sialyltransferase 3
Exons: 5
Coding region: 166-1086 (306 amino acids)
Biological process (GO): ganglioside biosynthetic process; oligosaccharide metabolic process
Molecular function (GO): alpha-N-acetylgalactosaminide alpha-2,6-sialyltransferase activity
Source: RefSeq, a predicted model, not a curated record
UUAGUAAAUGGAAAGCGAGGCUGAAUAACGGGAGGGAGAUUAUAGACCGAAAACGGAAAAUGUCUCGUAUUUUCGGACCUUUUGCGGUUCCGACGGAAACACGAGUGACCUUGCCGUGUUCUGUUCCCUAAACCGAGCCGCGCGGACCGAACCGCCCCGGUUAGAAUGGCCUGGAUGUGGAAGAAGAAGUCUGUGAUUUUGACCGGCCUGGUGGUGGCCCUGUCUCUCUUCGUGGUGGUGGUGAAUUACUCAGAGAAGCCCUACUUCCUCCUGCAGCCCGUGCUGGGGCAGAGCUUCAGCAGCCGCUGGAUGUUCUCCAGGCAGCCUCACAAGACCUUCCGACCCCACCCCGGCUACAUCAGCAUCCCCAAACAGGAGCCGCUGAAGCUGCACUGUGAUGUGUGCAGCGUGGUGUCCAGUUCGGGGCAGAUGCUGAGCCGGCAGGCGGGGCGUGAGAUCGAGCGCUCGUCCUGCGUGUGGCGGAUGAACAACGCCCCCACCCGCGGCUUCGAGACGGACGUGGGCCGCCGCACCGACCUGCGGGUGGUGUCUCACACCAGCGUCCCGCUGCUGCUCCAGAAGCCCCAGCACUUCUUCGGGGAGGGGAACGAGACGGUGUACGUGGUGUGGGGGCCGCUGCGCAACAUGAGGGAGGACGGCAAGGGCAUCGUCUACAACAUGCUGCGCCAGGCCACCGAAAACUACCCCCACGCCCGCAUCUACGUCACCACGGAGGAGCGCAUGAACUACUGCGACACAGUCUUCAAGAAGGAGACGGGGAAAGACAGGAUCCAGUCUGGGUCGUACCUGAGCACCGGUUGGUUCACGCUUAUCCUGGCGAUGGACAUGUGCAAGGAGAUCCGGGUGUACGGGAUGAUCAACGACACGUACUGCAAAACUGAAGGCUACAGGAAGGUGCCGUACCACUACUACGAAGCCGGGAGCAGAGACGAGUGCGCUGAGUACCUCCUGCACGAGAGCGCCCCCUACGGUGGCCACCGCUUCAUAACGGAGAAGGCUGUUUUCGCCAAGUGGGCCAAGACCCACCCCAUCAAGUUCUUCUACCCAGAGUGGCAGCUGUCGUGACCGGUGGAGGGCGGUGGCUUCUCCUGGUCAUCGGACCCGUACACUCCCUCUGUCUUAAUGAAUGCACAGAAAAAAAAACACGUAGUAACCAAGCAGAUGAUCUGUGAUCUGUAGACGAUGAUCUAUAUGAUAUCUGUUUAUCUGCCCUCUGUUUAAAGAGAGACUCGCUGUAUUUUCUCUGGUGUUGAUUGAAUAACUAAUCACGAUGAGAUUUAUCAUCACGUGUUCUUAGUGACAUUCAUUUCAGGACAAUCGAGUAGCGAAAACAGAAAACAGGAAAAACAGAAAAAACAGAUCGGUAUCUACGAGGGUGCCUAUGCUUCAUAGACCACCAUUGGGAAGUUUCUCGUUCCUAGUCUUUCGUUCUCUGUUAUCUGUGGUUCUAGACAGGAGAUGAUGUCAUCUAACAUUUGUAGAAACCAAGAAAGGACACAGUGUUGAAGAAAACAGAUCUGACAGUGAUGAAGUGUAGUAUGAGCUGCUGAUUACCUUCCAUCAGAUUGAUCACACCUCGAGCAGCAGAUGAAGGUUGGAAGGGGACUUUAUUCAUUUAGCCUAAAUGGGUCUGAACACAGUUUAUCUUGGGAAAGUGGGUUGGAGUCAACCUUGCGCAUGAAUCUAAUCUUAAGCAGCUCAGGAUCCGGAUCCCCUUCAACCUGACUUACAAACUGUUUAAACUGCAGAAACUAUACAAAAGCUUCCCGUUCACACAUGACCUUUUCAUCGGAGUUUGUCUAUCGGUAAUCAAACAGGAAGAAGUUACGCUUGAGGAGCCAAAAUCCUGUUAGAUCAGACUUCCUCACAUUCUGUAUUCUGUACUUGACUCAGAAAUGAAUGAUCAUUUUUGCCUUUCCUUUAAUUUUCCAUGUGAGGAUGUCACAUAAUUGCAUAGUUGCAUUCAGUACAGGCCAAAAGUUCUCUUUUUCAAUGCGAUUUCUUUAUUUUCAUGACUGUUUCAUGAAUUUUUACAUUGUAGAUUCUCUCUGAAGGCAUCAAAACUAUGAAUUAGUUAAUACAUGUGGAGUUUUAUGUACUUAACAAAAAAAAAUAGUUUGUUUUUUGUUAAGUACAUAAAACUCAACAUGUGUUCAUUCAUAGUUUUGAUGCUUCAGUGAGAAUCUACAAUGUAAAUAGUCAUGGAAAUAAAGAAACGCAUUGAAAAAGAGAAAGUGCGUCCAAAAUUUCGGCCUGUACUGUAGUGAGAGGAUAUCUGCAUCCAGGUAAACUUCCAAAAAUAUGGCUCCAUGCAGAAAUGGUGCUUCAAAGCCCCAAAUCCUUUGUUUUGAGCACAAAAUCACAAACAGAAGAAUGAAGAAUGAAGAAUCGCAUGGGUGGCAAACAAUGUCGUAAAAAGAUUGUCAUCCAUAGUCUUAUGCAUUUAUUUUGUAUUCCCCUCACUAGAGCAUGAAUGUUACAAAAAAAAAAACAGUACUGAUUCUGAUCCUGAUCUCUCCAAACCAAGAAACCCAAGAUUAUUCGCCAAACAUGCCAGAUUCCAGAUAGUAUUAGAUAGUAUUAGCAUUAGCAUUGAGAAAAGUGUUACGUUUUUGUGUUACUGUUCUGAUAUUCUGUUAUUCUGUCUACCUAUGAUGUGAAAAAAACAUAGAGAACGACAAGCAAAUGCAGGCGUUUGUUAGUUGACCUCAAGCACUCAAGUCCGUUAAAGAUGUGCUCAAAAUGUGCUCAAGUCUACAGAUGAAGAGUUAAGAAGUCGGGACUCAUUUUCACGUCGUGUCAUGUGCCACAGCUUUUGCAAGCAAGAACCCUACUGUCUAAAGAGUGCAAUAACGUGACUAACGUGAACUGAAGUGUCGCCGCAUGUACUGCAAACGGCAGUGUGCAGGAUAUGGACGUCUACAUGGGAAGCCCUUUUUUUAUUUUGUGCCUGUUUGAACUUGUAGCCAACGUAAUAGACUGUGUGCAAUGCGUUCAACCCCCCUGUCUGCCUUUACCCCGCUUGCUUAGGCCUUAUCUGCCUAAAACGAAGAAAAGACCACUGUGGACUGUGUAAUCUUUUGGCUUCUUUCUGAGCCUGCUAGCUUCUCGUAAGGAGGAAGAGGAGGCGAGCCAGUUGUUUGGCUACCGUAGCUAAAUGUUACUACUGUAGCAGCACGUUAACCAGUUAACCAGCAGACGAUGCAGCGCCUGUGAGGUUUUCACGGAUAGACUUCUACGGAUGGUCUCUGUAGAAGCAUGCUCAGCAUGCUUGUUUUUUUUUUUUUACUUUCUUCUAGUUUUAUAUAGCAUAUUUUUACAUUUUAUUUCUCGAGUCGCGUAUUGUUCGGCUUGUGAUUGUCACGUUCUCCAGCAGCCUUCAUUGCGCUUCUUCUGCUAACAGUAUUUAGCGCCCUUAUUCAGCAUUACUGAACUCUGUCUCAGCCUACGCACUCAGUCGCCACACUGCAGGAAAAAAAAUAGAACUAAAAGGGCAAAGGCACCAUGGGACUAAUGGACCUCGCUAACUGAAGCUUUUUGGACUCAAACCAAACCUGCAAACCUGCUCGCAUCAAGCAACAAGACACAAGACACAUCGGACAGCUCUGAAAUGGAGGACAGCUUCUGUCUCCUGGAGGACACAAAAAGGAGGGACUCUGAUUGUUGCUUUUCUUCUGGCACAAGCUGGAGGUCGCCCUGGGACAUGUAUUCAUAACCAGACUGGAUCCGUUUAGGAUUGAUUUCCGUUGGGUUUAUACUUGCUAAAAAAAAAAAAACUGAGCUAAUCCAGCAACAGUGCUUUUUUCUUUCUCAGCGAAUUCGCCGUCGCACCGAGCUUCAGGUCGCAGUAAGUUUCUCAGGCUCUGUUCAUACCUGGCAUUUACUCCAGUAUCUCGGGUCUCGGGUGAAUAAAAGUGGAUAGAUGGACGUGUAGCUGUUUAACCCCUUAACAGGCUUUAAUGAUAUAUGGGCUAUAAAUGUCUCUGCAGUAAAAUGGGUCAUUUACAUUAUGAAAACGUUGAGGGGUUUGGAAAGUUCUACAGGACACAUCAAAAUUAGACCCCAAUUCACCAUUUGACCCUGUUCUAAAACCACUGUCCACAUGGAAUUCACUCCGUUCACCCAGGCUGUGGGUCAAUGCCAGGCGUGGACAAGACCUGACUGUCCUUCUUUACUGUCCUGCACUAAGCUGAUGCCUUCUCACAGUUCUGUGGCAGCGUUACUUAUUGUAAAUAAGCCAAGAGCGUCAAUCUGUGAAUGUUCACUUACUUCUCUCAGAUGUUUUUUUUUUUUUUUAGACCUUCAGCUCCAUUUGAAAUGUAUUUUUUUUGUUGUUUUCUUUUGUUAAACGUCUCAAGUGCUUUUUUUAACCUUGUAAAAAAGGUGCAUGUUUUAAGUGUGUCGUGUUCAAAUUUCAUCAAGUGUCCUUUCUUCAAAUUCCACUUACAUAUCGAUGUUGCGUUCGUCCGCGCAGUUUUUUAAAGUAAGAUUGAAUCUCUGUCUGUGGACCCUCACAAAACAUAACUGUAAGAAAACGUACCUAUUUCUGCUAACGAGUGCUUUCGUCCCUCUAGUGUUGGUGCAAUUUCGCGAAGGGUCAAGUGUUCAUCAUCCUGCGUCGUGGAGUGUUUUGGAUGUGUUUAUGCAAAUUGCCUCAGAAACCUUUCAGAAAAUGAGUUUCUUUUUGGCUGCUCGUGUGUUUUGACAUUUUGUUUUUUUUUUUAAUAUGAAAAAAUGUGCUCCAGCGCAGACAGAAAGAAACAUUUCAGUUCAUUGACAGACGACUCUACUCGAGCUUGUUCUUCACUCUGGUGCGCUUUAAUGAGCUGUCGUGUAAAAGAAACGCUGAGGUAAAUUAACAUUUCCUCCCCAUCAAUAAUAUCUUUGACUGUAACUCAGCUGGGAAUCUAGUAGAAGCUUAAAAUUAAUAUUGUGACAACUCGCCCUGUAUUAAAACAACCAGGAAUAAUUUCCCUCAUGAAUACGAUGUCAGGAUUAUUAGAACGUUACUACUACCAAUUUAUGUCAGAGACGUGUGAGGUAUUUAUUUGCACUUGUUAAGUGUUGUAUUAACCCUUAGAAGCCUCAAUCAUAACCUGUGACAGAGAAAACAGAAACAGAAAAAAACUGGUGUAAUAAAGAAUCCAACAUACUGCCAUACAGAAUCCAACCUGCUUAAAUAAAUCAAUUAAAACUGUGUUGGUGCCCCAAAUGUUUCUAAUAUUUCAAAAACAAAAGCAUAGUUGUCUUCACUGUAAAGCUACCAAAAUGGCAGCUUUACAGGAGGAGGAAGUUCAUCUAAAAAGAUUUUGAAGCAUUUCUAUUGGUCUAUUCACUAUUCAAUUCUAAUACAAUAAGAAAGAACAUCUGUGUGGCUGAAUGCAAUCAAAUUCUAAAAGUUAAAAGGAGAGCUAGCUAACAUUAGCGGUAAGCUUGCUAACAUUGUCAGUGAGAACACUAAGGGUUAUGGAGAGCUAGCUAACAUUUACUAGGGAGAGAACUAAGGUUAAUGGAGAGCUAGCUAACAUUUACUGGGGGGAGACUUAAGGUUAACGGAGAGCUAGCUUACAUUUACUGGGGAGAACACUAAGGUUAGCGGAGAGGUAGCUAACAUUAGCGUAAGCUUGCUAACAUUACCAGGGAGAACACUAAGGUUAGCGGAGAGCUAGCUAACAUUUACUGGGGAGAGACUUAAGGUUAACGGAGAGCUAGCUUACAUUUACUGGGGAGAACACUAAGGUUAGCGGAGAGCUAGCUAACAUUAGCGUAAGCUUGCUAACAUUACCAGGGAGAACACUAAGGUUAGCGGAGAGCUAGCUAACAUUUACUGGGGAGAACACUAAGGUUAGCGGAGAGCUAGCUAACAUUAGCGUAAGCUUGCUAACAUUACCAGGGAGAACACUAAGGUUAGCGGAGAGCUAGCGAACAUUAGCAUAAGCUUGCUAACAUUACCAGGGAGAACACUAAGGUUAAAGGAGAGCUAGCUAACAUUACAGGGGAGAGAAGUAAUGUUAGCAGAGAGCUAGCUAAUGUUAGAAAUUAUGAAUAUAUUUCUGGGUCUUAUAUUAUAUUUAUUGAGGUCUUAAAAAGCAUUAAAUUUGGCUUUUAAAAUGGUGCAAGAACCCUGAUACAGUCUUUUCAGGAGAAUAGAGGCUGCUAUACCAGUCUUAACUCCAGGGGACAGGAUUAGUGGACUAAACAUGAGGAUUAGUGGGUGUCUACCAGCCCCUGGCUAUUAAAAAUGUAAUGUACUGUACUGUAUUAUAUUAUAUCAUACAGUAUAUCAAACCCAGUACAUCCAGGAGGGACUGAAUGGUUGAAAAAGUAAAGCUAGUAUAGAGUAUAGAGUUCUCCCCCCUCUCACUCCCCAGAGCAGCAUUUGCAUAGCAGUGAUCAAUAGCCUCACGUCUGAAAUUAAGAGACCUCAGCAUGAUCAAGAGUUUCCAUUAGGCACUACUCACCACUUCCUUACUAUAAAGGCAUGAUGGAACCCAAUCACAGCUCCAGGGUGCUCUGCUGGAGGGUCCUGGUGCUCCAGACCUGCAGUAAACGCCGGUUCCGUGCUUUAGAGAAGUUUCUGCUGUAUUAUGGGAAGACGGCUGUGGUGAGCUGUCGUUUUUAGUGAACGCAGUGAGAGGGUGAUCGAUGGAGAAGUGGCAUAUUCAUUUAUGUGUAAAUGAAGCGUGGAGAAGUGGAGGAGCGUUAGCUUUGUCAAAAUGUGUUCAUGCAUUUGUCAGGAAAUACCAACAUCUUCCACUUCUACACUUGCAUUAAAUAAAAAAAAAAUUAAAAAUGGGUGGUCAAUUAAAUAUCGCCAUCAGCCAGCAGAUUUCAGUCCAUUUGCCCUUUUAUUUGUAUAUGAUAUGUGCUAUAUAAUAAUACACUUAUUUGCAUUUAUUUUAAUUUACAGCUAUAAAAAAAACAAGAGACCACUUAAAAAUUAGAUGUGUUUCUUAGAUUUUACCAAAUUGAAAACCUCUGGAAUAUAAUCAAGAGGAAGAUGGAUGAUCACAAGCCAUCAAACCAAGCCAGGAGUAAAGCAGCAUAAAGUUAUCCAAAAGCAGUGUGUAAGACUGGUGGAGGAGAACAUGAGGCCAAGAAAGUGCAAAUAACAAAUCAAACUGUGUUUAAAAAAUAAAAAAAAGUUGCACAAGUUUAAAAUGUUAUAGACAUGCAGCUCUGGAGCUUACGCACACUUUUCCAAAUUACGCACUUGACUUGCAGCGCAGUGUGUGUAGCUGUGUAGUUCUUAAUAAACAUUGUUCUUAAAUAAUAGGUCUAUGCUUCUUCAGUGUUGCAAUGUAAAUUGACAUGAAUUAUCUUUGCUCUUUGAAACAGCCCGAAAAUGUUUUUAAAAAGCGCAGUUUUAAUGCGAGUUAAAGUCGGGUUUAAAUCAGGCUCGGGCUCCUAAUAAGACGUGCAGAGAGUGCACGGGCUCUGGCCGGGUCGAGUCAAGUUUUUUGGGCCUUAUCUAAGCUCUACUUUGAAUUCCCUUCAAGAAAAAGAAGCACCUUAAGCUUCUAUAAAGUUUCCCCCACAGUUUUAAAUGGACAAACCCAAAAAAGCUGAUUUUUUUCAGGUAUUUAAGACGUUUUCACUGGUUAAAAACGCGUUUACUGCAUUUUUUUUUUUUUAUGGUUGACGUCAUUGAAAACAGCGUCUGCAGUUUCCACCCGAAGCGCUCGCUUAUGUGAAGUGUGUGGAUGCACUCGGCCGAACAGAUGGCGCUACCAUAUGCACCGCGCCACCACCUAUGCCUCAGCGCUGAACUCCAUCACAUUAUCACAGCACUGCUUUUCUGGGCCAAUCUAAACGACAUAAACACACACUUUCCCUCAAAACACCGUCAGGGGACUUCUGUCUAUAUUACCCUUUCAGCUCAGGGUAAUUAAACUGGGAAACUUUCUCCAACAGUUGACAUUUCUGACAGCCUGUGCACUCAGCGGCCACUUUAUUGGAAACCCUUGCCUUCUGCACUGUUGGUAAAUGCAUUAGAGACUGUGGCACUUGUGAAUAGGGUUGAUGGGGUACAGGGAAAAAAAAACAAAAAAAAAAACAUAGUACACAGCAGCAGAUGGGCUACAGUCAGUAAUGAGACGCUCAAUGAGACCGAUAAAGUGGGCGGAGCUGAAGUGGACGCUGAGUGGAACUGAAGGACGGUGAGUCACUUGUUUGCCAAACAGGUAAAUGCAGGAUACUGAAGUCCUGCAGUUUCUCUGGUUAUUAACUUUAGCUGGUUAUCCUCUGUGCUGUUCAGUAACACCAUGUUUGUCCUCUGUAUUUAACUGUGUGCUGCUUGUGUUGUCAUUUACACGAUGAAGGAAAUCUUCAUGUUCUGUUCAUCACGUUCAAUUUUGUACACUGUGUUGCUGUUUCUAUUAAAUGAAGGAUGAAAACUGAA